AUGACAAGUCGAGGCCCCCUAACCGCGUACCUGCUAGCAAGCACUCCCAAUGCGCUGAAGCGCGCAACAACCCACCCUUUCCUCGCCUCCGCCGGCCGCGGCACCCUCCCAAAAUCCCAACUAAGCCAAUGGCUCUCGCAAGACCGACUCUACGCACAAUCCUACAUCCGGUUCAUAGGCCUCCUCCUCUCAAAAAUCCGUCUCCCAACCCAAAACCCAACAUCACCAGGCCCACACCUCCCAACCCCAGAACACAAUGCCAUAACCGUCCUCAUUGAUGCCCUCGUCAACAUCCGCACAGAACUCGAAUUCUUCGAAAAGACCGCAAACGACUACGGCCUAGAUCUAACAGCAAUCUCCGCCGAAGAAGGCGGCUGCACACUCACAUCCUGCGGCCGGGGCUCGGACAUCACUACUUCCGGUGGUAUCUCGACCACCGGCUCCGGAAGCUGUCCCGGCAUCACAGGCGGCGAGGACGGGUGUAUUCCAUCCUCCAACGACAACGACCCGAGCAGCGCACCCGGCCACGGUCUAUGUGCGAGUCAGGGGGAGUGCCAGAUGCCUUCCGAUGGGGGAAUUUGUGCGCCUGGACCGCAGUUCAAUGAGUCUGGACGGGGCGUGGAGCCUUCUGCUGUUGGUGGGGAUGUUGGGGGGAAGGUGGGUGUGCAGGAUGGUGGUGAGCGGUGUGGAACUAUUUUCUUCUGUGCUAGUCGCACGACCAGGGCUUAUAUUGAUAUGUUUAUGUCUGCUGGGAGUAGUGGGGUUUCUAUUUUGGAGGGGUUAGCGGUGUUGUGGGCUACGGAGGUUUGUUAUUUGAAAUCUUGGAGGUUUGCGGCGGGUUGUAUGCGGGAGGAUGGGAAGAGGGAUUAUACGAAGGAUGCAGAUGGGGGUGCAUUGAGGGAGAAAUUUAUUGAGAAUUGGGCGAGUGUUGAAUUUGAGGGGUUCGUUGAUCGGAUUGGGGAUGUUGUUGAUGAGAUGGCGGGGCAGAUCAAGGGUGCGGAGGAGUUGGAGAUUACGCGGGGAAGGUGUUUGGAGUGGUGGAGGCAGAUUGUUUGGUUGGAGGAGAAGUUUUGGCCCAGUGUCGCUGAAUGA
This is a messenger RNA of Penicillium expansum, 1092 nucleotides long. RefSeq names its product putative transcription regulator PAB1642. The transcript has a single exon. The record is from RefSeq and is a predicted model, not a curated record. NCBI's taxonomy places the organism in Eukaryota, Fungi, Ascomycota, Eurotiomycetes, Eurotiales, Aspergillaceae. Bases 1 to 1092 code for a protein of 363 amino acids.